GAAAGCUCAGCGUUUUUGUACCGCCCUCACAGACACGUUGCCUUGGGAGAAGUAACACGGGGCCACACAACUGCAGGUCUACAUCACUAAAACCACGUACACCUCAUCAGAUUCUCGAUCAAGUUGCCUGUGGAUAUACUUAUUGAAAACAAAGGAUAGAGUGACUAUUCGUCCUCUCUGGCUUGAGGUCAGUGAUGGUCUGUGCUGGUUAGACCUUGCAUCAUAAGAUGUCAGCUUCAGAUUCGGACUAUUCCAUUGACUGGCUGGCUAGUGACGAUGAGGACCAUGAUAGCGAUUUAGAAUCAGACUGUACCACAACACAGGGACAAACUACCAUACCAAAAUUCCCCUCCCCAGGGGUUAUCCAGCUGCCCCAGACUUACCAGACACUCUCAACAAGGAAUGGAGAUAAAGGUGAGGUGAUGGACAAUAAAAGCUUGAGCUCACAGGGAAGUUUUUCUUCCAGCUGUGAUAGUUCUGACUACAUCAAGGAUGGUGGCUGUUUUCUCCUGGGACAAGAGAAUCAAACAAAUUACAGAGGGUGCCCUGAGAGCCCUAUAGCCAAAAAUAGACAGGCACUGAAGAGAACACGGAGUUUCAUGGUGCUGGAGCAAAGGGAGAGGCUGCUUACACCUGAACAAAUGGAGAAAGACAGACUGUUUGCAUGCAAGUGUCUGGAGCUGCAGUGUUAUAUUCACCCACUGUCCUCAAUCCUUAAUGGUCUCCGCUCAGGCAGAUACAGAGAACGCCUCAGCACUUUUCAAGAGAGUGUGGCCAUGGACCGCAUCCAGAGGAUAAUGGGGGUCCUGCAAAAUCCUUACAUGGGAGAGAGAUAUGUCAGUAUCAUUCUGAAAAUGGAGGAAAUGUUGAAAAGUUGGUUCCCUAAUAUAAAACCUCAACGAAAUGACCAAGCCAAUACUGCAGUGCUGAUGGAGGAGACAACACCAUGUAAGAAAUCCAAGUUGUCUCCAGCUACAUCACCCCUGCUCACUGGAAUUGCAAACCCUGCAACCACAAGUGCCCUUUCUAUGGGUAACAAGGCAGUGAGAGUCUGCCAUCUCACUCCCCCUGGGCCCUACUCUACAACCAACCUAAAAUGGCUUCACACAUCUCCUAUAAGCUCCCCAACUGCUAAACAGGCUCAGGGGACUGUUCAGAACUGUCUAACAGCCCACAAGGACAGGGACAUGACACAAGACAAUUCUGUGUCCUCCAGCACAGACCACCUGUGUAAGACCAAGUCUGCUGCCAGUCAACACCCUCCAGCCAAGAUCAAUGCACCAUGCCUUGAGAGACUUCUUAAAUCCACAGAAAGUAUCAUUACCCAGAAAGGCGCAAUGAGUUUAGGUGACAUGGCCAGUGCAUGGUCUUAGUGCUGUGUGAGGGCUCUGGGAGCUCAGACCCUAGCUAGAGCAUGACUGCCCCCAGCUGGUCUAGAAUCAUCCAACUACAGCUAAGUUGCUGCCUCCAUUCUAGCUUUGGGAAGCAGUGCAGAAUGCAGCAGAUGGAGAGCAUAGCUCUUCAAAACAGUGAAACAGUGUGAGUGAGAGUGUGAUCUUUGUUUGUCUGAUGUGUACGUCAGCAUUUAUCCCCUUCUGUUAGACUGCAGAGUGAGUUGUAGUUGUUUAUGUGUCUGCGCAUGUGUUGGGACAGGAGGUGUAGGAAGGUUUUGUGACCUCGUCUCCCCUUCAUACUUUUUCAGAUGGUUUUCUCUUGAAGCAAAGAAUGAGGAAAAUUCUCCUCUGGAGGCUGGUGUAUGUAAAAACAAAUCUCUAGGGAAAAAAGUAAAGCAGCCUUUUUCUUCAGAAAGGGAAGAGAGAAAGGAGGGAUAUUUUUCUGGGAACACUUCAGAUAUUCCAGUGUGUUAGUAGUCUCUAUUGUAGAUGUGGUUAAAUGUGAAUUUAUUGCUUUAGUUUGCUUUUUAAAUCCACUCUAUAGAGUUGAUUUGAUGUGACUGUUACUUCAUAGGUUUAAAAUUCUAGCUAUGUUUUUGGUACAACAGUUCUACCUCAGUCUGACACAGUGCCCACCAUGAUGUAUGGAUACUGUAUGAACGUACAUGCACACAAGUAGACACAGAGUAAUGAAAUGACUCAAAGUGCAUAAUUUCAGUAAGUAAAACUUGCUUGUCAUCUCAAAGAAAUAUUGGAGGCUCACCUUACAAGAUAAAGCUCCAGAGGCUUGACUGGUGCCAUUAUAAAGAUUGUGAUCUGCAUUUUUUAAAGCCUCCCAGUUUAAGGGCAUAUAGUGCCUGUCAAUUCGAUGUCAAACUGUGCCUCAUCACUGGUUUUUGAAGGGAGAGCUUAAACCAUCCAGAAAUCCUGAUGCCUCUAAAUGAUGUACAAAAAUAAAAUCAGGAACCUUUAAAACUCCUGCCAUUUAUUUUCUUCUCUUAAGUUAAAUUAUUUGAAACUCUUGCCAACUGCUUUCUGUGGUCAUGUGAGACAAAGACAUUUUGGUUUCCCACAGACCUGGAUGAUAUCUAUGAGGGAAAAGGAAGUAACUGUGUACAUAUUUGAAAAAGUAGUUAAUUGACCCUUGCAAAGUGGCCUUUGUAGUGUAAUAUUUUAUACUAUCAAAAUAAAUGUGAUUAUAUUUGUU
This is a messenger RNA of Danio aesculapii, 2601 nucleotides long. RefSeq lists its product as uncharacterized. Gene Ontology annotation, biological process: negative regulation of DNA-templated transcription; circadian regulation of gene expression. The coding region runs from base 228 to 1373 and encodes 381 amino acids. NCBI's taxonomy places the organism in Eukaryota, Metazoa, Chordata, Actinopteri, Cypriniformes, Danionidae. The record is from RefSeq and is a predicted model, not a curated record. Gene Ontology annotation, cellular component: nucleus. Gene Ontology annotation, molecular function: RNA polymerase II cis-regulatory region sequence-specific DNA binding. The transcript is spliced from 6 exons.